AUGAUGGAGGGUGAUCGGGAGGAUCAAACUCAUGGCCACAUUUCUUACCAUAACAGUCAAAUCAACAUUGCCCUGGCCACCAGCAACACGAUGUCCGAGUGCAAUUUCGUCUUCAACCAUGAACUUACGGGAGCUUCUCCCACCGUGAAUGAUCAGGCCCAGUCGACUCGAGGAACCAAUAAGGAUGGUGCUGUACCGACGGCUCAGACUUACCAGACUCCAAAGAGUGGCGAGUUUAACACAAAGAAGUCCAACACCAAGGAGUCCAAGCCGGUGGGCUUCGCCCUAUCAAGCAUACAAAACACACCUAAAGUGGUGAUUCCUGGCCUGACCCUCCUUCAAAAUUCGGAGAGACGAUCCCAUUCAGAGGGACCCUGGGGCGGACAGGCCGCAUCCCGACCUGCCAUGAUCCAGAACGACGCCCAAACCUGGGAAGAUCUUCCCGAAACCGAAGCCUCGCAGAAUACUCUGAAAAGGGUGAAAGUAUUUACAGUUCCGCGACCCCGAAGUGACUGA
Messenger RNA from Penicillium waksmanii, 516 nucleotides. RefSeq lists its product as uncharacterized. The transcript is spliced from 2 exons. Lineage: Eukaryota; Fungi; Ascomycota; Eurotiomycetes; Eurotiales; Aspergillaceae. The record is from RefSeq and is a predicted model, not a curated record. The coding region runs from base 1 to 516 and encodes 171 amino acids.